Propithecus coquereli (Coquerel's sifaka) is the source of this 942-nucleotide messenger RNA. Its product is annotated as olfactory receptor 502-like. The transcript has a single exon. Gene Ontology annotation, biological process: G protein-coupled receptor signaling pathway; sensory perception of smell. Lineage: Eukaryota; Metazoa; Chordata; Mammalia; Primates; Indriidae. The record is from RefSeq and is a predicted model, not a curated record. Gene Ontology annotation, cellular component: membrane. The coding region runs from base 1 to 942 and encodes 313 amino acids. Gene Ontology annotation, molecular function: olfactory receptor activity; G protein-coupled receptor activity; odorant binding.
AUGGAUUCCUGGGUAGAUGGGAACCACACAGCUGUGACAGAGUUCAUUCUAUUGGGCUUAACAGAUGAUCUGGUCCUUCGUGUCAUCCUCUUCGUGAUCAUCCUGUGCAUCUACCUGGUGACCAUAUCUGGCAACCUCAGCACAAUCAUUAUAAUCAGAAUCUCCUCUCAGCUCCAUCACCCUAUGUAUUUUUUUCUGAGCCACUUGGCUUCUGCUGACAUAGGCUUUUCAUCUUCUGUCACCCCUAACAUGCUUGUAAACUUCCUGGUGGAGAGAAAUACAAUCUCUUAUCUUGGAUGCGCCAUCCAGCAUUUUUCAGUUGUUUUCUUUGGAACAGUUGAAUGCUUCCUUCUGGCUGCCAUGGCUUAUGACCGCUUUGUGGCAAUCUGCAACCCACUGCUUUAUUCCACCAAAAUGUCCACUCAAGUCUGUGUCCAGUUACUCAUAGUGGCUUAUUUAAGUGCUUUUCUUAAUGCUUCCUCCUUUACUUUUUCUGUCUUUUCUUUAUCAUUUUGUGGCCCAAAUCAAGUCAAUCAUUUUUUCUGUGAUUUUGCUCCCUUAAUUGAACUCUCCUGUUUCGAUACCAGUGUCCCCACAGCUUUUCCCUCAUUUACUGCUGGCUCCAUCAUUGUGAUCACUGUGUUUGUCAUAGCCGUCUCCUACAUCUACAUCCUCAUCACCAUCCUGAAGAUGUGCUCUAGCGAGGGUCGCCACAAGGCCUUUUCCACCUGCACAUCCCACCUCACUGCGGUCACUCUGUUCUAUGGGACCACUACAUUCAAUUAUGUGAUGCCCAAGUCCAGCUCAACUGACCAGAACAAGGUGGUGUCUGUGUUCUACAUGGUGGUGAUCCCCAUGCUGAACCCCAUCAUCUACAGUCUCAGGAACAAGGAGAUCAAGGGGGCUCUGAAGAGAGAGCUUGGAAGAAAAAUAUUUUCCUAG